Molecule: messenger RNA, 2247 nt
Organism: Lasiodiplodia theobromae
Lineage: Eukaryota; Fungi; Ascomycota; Dothideomycetes; Botryosphaeriales; Botryosphaeriaceae
Exons: 3
Coding region: 1-2247 (748 amino acids)
Biological process (GO): proteolysis
Molecular function (GO): cysteine-type peptidase activity
Source: RefSeq, a predicted model, not a curated record
AUGUUGCCACCAGAAUUGGCCGCGGAGGUGCGGACCUUCGAGGAAGCGGCAGCAAAUGUUUCAUCUUCCGGCCUGUUCACCGCCUGGGAGAAGCUACAUAAAUCUUUUCUGGAUGCGAAGCUCUCAGCGACGGACCAUUUGCGCCCGGAAACACUUCGCACCGUCUCCCUGCUCUCUGCCGAGUUUGGGCGCCAGAAGCCGGUACUGGCUGCGUUGGCCGCCUCGCGCUGGAAGCUCACCGCCGAGGCGUUUGUCGACACAUUUAGCCCGAAGGCACUAAUGUCAUGCGAGUUUGUCUCACAAGUUCGCAAGCUCGCGGACGACACCACCGUUACGUUUGCCGAGGCUGUUGAGGCCAUGAAGCGGGAGCGCACGCGCCGCCUGACAACCUCCGGCAAGCCUGGCCUCCCGAAAACUCCUGACUGGACUCCGCUCGAUGCUGGAAACGCUCGAAAGGGCUACUGUCCCGAUGUCGUCCUGCGCCGCCCACAGAAGAGGCGGAAGACUAGCAACCAGUCCGGCGCAGCAAACGUCUCCCAGCAGGAGGGAGCUGAUGACCAGGUCCACAUGUCAUCGCCCCCUCGGACGCCGGCCGUUAUUCCUGCGAGUCCCCGUUCCCCACCCCGCACCGCACAGAGCCCACCCUCAAACCACGCUUUGAGCAUGACAGACAUCGAACAACCCCGGCGCGGCACAGACGUAUUGGGCGAUGACGACUUCGGUGGCUAUGCAAUGACCGCGGAGGGCCUGGUCUCUGAUGACGAAUCCGACAGAUUCGACGAAACUCCUGCCCCACUCCGCACGAAACCAACGACCGGAGAAAAAGCAUCCCAGUCCCUCGACACUGCAGACCCGUUUCUGUCCUGUGAGAAAGACUCCCUCGAGACGAGCAAGGCUCCCGUCCCGGUAGAGGUACCGACAAUCAGGCACCUCCCUGAGCAACGCGAUAGUGGAACCCAACGGUUCGAUCGUCACAUUUCCGAACCGCCUGAUGGAGACACCAGCGCAUAUUUCCCCUCCAAGAACUUUCCACGGUUUGAGAGAUUGGGGAGCAACUCCAAGGCAAGAAUGUUCGGCAGUGCUGGCCCGGGCUCCAAAGAACCACCGAAAUCGCCUAGUGCAGAAGCCAACGUCGUCGCUUUCGGGGCAGACGAAGACACGAGGGUCGCGAACGCGUUGAGGGCUUUGGAGGGAGAUAAUUGGCUUGGAGAGGAAACAAUCACGUCUGUUCUGGCUCUUUUCAUCCCCAAUACGGGCGUACGCAUCGUAGACAUCGGCACAGUCCCUCCUGAUGGAGCGUGGGAGAGGUGGGCAUCAGCCAAGGAUAGCCGCGUUCGACUCCGCAAGCCGGAUGAGAUGGUCAUUGUUCCACUGUUUGACCCACAGCGAAUGCAUUGGCAACUUCUGGCAUUCGAACUGACACGUAAAGACGUCGUUAUCACCGCCUACGACUCCAUGGUCCUGAGAACCGACACCACUGAGCUUGCCGCGCGAUCCAUCGCGAAGUUCCUGGGUUUCAGUCCGGAGCGCAGUUUGCGUUUUCGCCGCGAUCCAGGAGCACUUCAGCAAACCAAUUCGCAUGACUGUGGCAUUUUUGUGAUAGUCCAUGCGCUCUUCACCAUCGCCCGGAGCAGCAUACCCACCUCGGCUGACGGCAGUCUGUGGCGCAUGUUUUUCCGCUGCUGCCUGCAGAAGGAGCGUCUUCAGCAAGAGGUAGAUGCAGCACUGGCAUCAAUGGAGCACGUGCAGGAACGGCUCGGACCCCAACUCCUGAAAGACCAUGCUACUGCGAUUGCUCGUUGCAAGCGCUUGAAGCAUGCAGUCUCCCAGGCCGACGAGUUCUUCAAGGUGGUACUAAUGGUGAAGCACCGAGCGUCGGAGGGUUCGCAGAAAAUCCAGGAUGCUCUCAGCAGCGUGACGCACCGACAAAAUAUCAUCCGCGAUCUCGACCGCAUGCUCGGACCUGACCUCGACGACGCGGAAACGCAAGCCCGCGACCUUCUGCAAACCGGACUUGAGAGCGUAUCUCGUCGCUGCAAAGAUAUGCAGCAGUCGGGAUUUGGUGCGACUUCGAACGCUGGUGGUAAUAUUGCAUCCUUUGUCAAUGUUGCAUCUCAGAUUCACUUCAAAUUUCAGCUUGCAUACACUGAGGCAAAGGACUUCCUCGAAGAGAUGGAUGAGAAAGUAGGUGUAGCCACAAGGGAGGCAGAAGCGCUUCUCCAGUACUCCAAGGUGUUGAACGGCUGA